AUGGAUAUAACUUCAGAAAAAGAAAUUUUAGGUAACGAUGACAAUAAUUUAGAACCUAAAGUAGAAAUUGAAGAAAUUGAAAUUAAAACAAUUGGUAGCGAUAACAGUGAUAAUAUUCAUACUAGCGAUGUUAGAAGUAUUACUAGCAAGAACUUUUAUGAAGAGCCAUUAAAAUUCAACACAGAAAAUACAAAUACUAUUGAAUUAUUAGCAUAUAAUUACAAUGAUAAUAGAACAAAAGACGUUGUUAGCCCAACUCAAAAAUCGUCUUGUAUUCCACAUAAUGGAAAACUUGUAAAAAACAUAAUUUGUUCUCCAAAUUUAAAAUAUAUUGCAACCUUUAGUGAAGAUGAUAAUUCAAUCGUUGGAUGGUUACAUUUGGAAAAUAAUGGAACAUUAGAGCCGGAAACAUUUUAUGAUGGGUCACAACGAAAUGGUUUUAUAGCUUGUAUUGAAACAUUAUCUGAUGAAAAAUAUAUUGUUUUUGAAUCUAAUCAAAGUCAAUCUAAUUUUGCUAAUGAAUAUUUUAUAUUAUAUUUAGCAAAUAAUAAAUUUAUCAAGUUAUUGAACAAUCAAAAAAAACCAUUUAAUUUCGAACGUCCAACAUUUUUGACAAAUGGUGAUCUGUUUGUAAUUUCAUAUGAGAAUGAUCAAAUUUAUUUAUUUUCAUUAGAUCCAAACGAAGAAGUCAUAACAUGUAAAGCAGCAUACAAUAUAAGCUUACCGAAAUUAACAGCUUCUGAUAAUGUUGCAAAAUAUUUCAUCAUCUCAAAUUCAUAUUUAUUGAUCAACAAUGGCGAUACAAUGGCUUCGCAAUGGGAUUUAACAAAGAUGGAAUUUGAGUUUCAAUAUUUUUCAGAAAUUUUACUACCAAAUAAUUACUAUAGAUAUAAUUCAAAUGCUGCAAUAUUUAACAAGGAUAAAUCCUUAUUAGCAGUUUAUUUAUAUGUAGAAAAACAAUUAAUUAUUUAUUCAAUACAAUAUGGAAUCAAGUUAACAACAUUUACAUUUGGAAAAAGUAAAUGUGAUGAUAUGGCUUUCAUAUACACAAAAGAUAACACAGAGCAUUUAUUUGUAGUAUUACAAAAUGAAUAUGCUGACAUAGCCAACAAUUAUAUAUUAAUGGAUCCAUAUAAUUUAGAUAAUUAUACUGAUAUAAAUCAUUACGAUAAAGAAUCUGGCUAUUUAAAAUUAAAACUUAAAGUAGAAAAAUUGACAUUAUCAUUUGUGGAUGAAUAUGAUUAUUUUGAGCUGUGUACUCAUUUCUUAAUAAAUUGUAAAGUAUUAGAAAAUGAUGAUUUAUUAUUAAUCACAAGAUUAGGUAUAAUGAUAUUUUCAUCAAAUUUCAUUGCCAAGAAAAUUUAUUUAAAAUACUUUUGGAAUGAUUAUAUUGAACAAGAAAAGUAUUGGAUGAGACAUACAAGCAACAGCUAUUAUAUUAAAAAAAGAAUUUCCGAAGGUUUUGACAACUUUAAAAAAAAAAUAAAUAGGUUACCUUCACUUAAUUAUUAUUAUAUCUUUGAUAAUUAUAACCAAACUUAUAGCGGUAAAGAUAAAACUACAAGACAACCAUUCAAAGACAUGCUAUCUGCAAUAUUAGAAGAUAUUUCUUCGUUUACAAUUUUUGCUGACGAAAUCUUAAAAUCUGCUUUAGAUAAUCAUAAAGGCUCAAUAGUAGAACUAGUUUGUGAUAAAUGUCUAAGUUUUUUACAACAAAAUCCUGAAAUGAAUAUUGGAUUAACAACAUUUUUAGUAAAUGAAUUACCAAAAUUAAGCAAGCAUUAUCCCGGGGUAGUAAAGAAAUUUCUUGAGCAAACAUCAAUGUUGUUGGAUCCUUCUUGUGAUAAAAUUUUUGUAUCAAAUUUACCAAGUCAUUAUGGAUGCUGUUAUGACAUUGAUUUAUAUAGAGAUAAUCUUUUUUGGAAUCUAUAUUUUGUAUUUCAAAGGAAUUAUUAUAAAUUUAUGAAAAUAGUUGGAAAGUGUUUUGACGAAUAUUCAAUAUUUUCAAACAAUUAUGGAAAAUACUCUUUAAGUUUAGUUGUACCUUUACCAAAAUUUACAAACAAACGUGAAUAUCCUCCUAUAAUCUCAGAUAAAUUACGUGAAUUAGUAGGCAUUCCUGUGCAAAAAUAUAAAAAGGAUUUGUCAAAACAAUAUGAAGAAAUCAAGAAUGAAUUUAAAAAUUUACAAGUAAAUCAUGCAGAAUUAAAGAAUCAAUUUGAUGAAUUGAAAAAAGAGUUAAUUAAACAAUUUGAUAUUAAUAAUACUGAUUAUAAAAUUAUAAUUGAUGAUAUAUAUUGA
Messenger RNA from Entrophospora sp. SA101, 2301 nucleotides. The record is from the annotation of a GenBank genome assembly. NCBI's taxonomy places the organism in Eukaryota, Fungi, Glomeromycota, Glomeromycetes, Entrophosporales, Entrophosporaceae.